CACCUUGCUUUGAGGCCAAUUGGACAGUGGUACGCAUGUGCGCGAAGGCACCAGUGUGAGAUGAAAAGAGAGGUAAACAGCUAACAGUUAGUGUCUUUAAACGGAUCAAAAUGGAUACACAGAAAGAUUUGCAACCACCCAAGCAGCAGCCUAUGAUCUACAUAUGUGGAGAAUGUCACACUGAAAAUGAAAUUAAAGCCCGUGAUCCAAUCCGAUGCAGAGAGUGCGGCUACAGGAUCAUGUACAAGAAGAGAACAAAGAGAUUGGUUGUCUUUGAUGCCAGAUGAAGAAGAGGAGAGCAGCUGUUAUGAUUGUUAUUGUUGUGUGCUAUUUUUGUAGUGUAUGACCAUGUAAAUAAAUAGACCUUCAGACCUGA
This is a messenger RNA of Seriola aureovittata, 376 nucleotides long. RefSeq names its product RNA polymerase II, I and III subunit K (gene polr2k). Gene Ontology annotation, biological process: DNA-templated transcription. Gene Ontology annotation, molecular function: DNA binding; zinc ion binding; DNA-directed RNA polymerase activity. The record is from RefSeq and is a predicted model, not a curated record. The coding region runs from base 111 to 287 and encodes 58 amino acids. Gene Ontology annotation, cellular component: RNA polymerase I complex; RNA polymerase III complex; RNA polymerase II, core complex. The transcript is spliced from 4 exons. NCBI's taxonomy places the organism in Eukaryota, Metazoa, Chordata, Actinopteri, Carangiformes, Carangidae.